Bactrocera neohumeralis is the source of this 1738-nucleotide messenger RNA. Its product is annotated as zinc finger protein OZF-like. Bases 93 to 1685 code for a protein of 530 amino acids. Gene Ontology annotation, cellular component: nucleus. The record is from RefSeq and is a predicted model, not a curated record. Gene Ontology annotation, biological process: regulation of transcription by RNA polymerase II. NCBI's taxonomy places the organism in Eukaryota, Metazoa, Arthropoda, Insecta, Diptera, Tephritidae. Gene Ontology annotation, molecular function: zinc ion binding; RNA polymerase II cis-regulatory region sequence-specific DNA binding; DNA-binding transcription factor activity. The transcript is spliced from 4 exons.
UUUCCACAAUAAAAACAGUGUUAAUGCCAAAGUAGUAUUCCUGUAAACAUAAAAUAAGUAAACAUAAUAAAUUUGUUGGCGCUUUAGUAAUAAUGUCUAGAGAACAUAUUACCAAGGAGUGCCCAAACUAUGCAACGAAAAAGGAAUGGCAGCGCUGGUGUCGCUUAUGCGGCAAAUAUGAUGGCCACUAUUUCGAUAUUUUCAUUGAGGGACUACAACCAACCUCUUCUCAGCAACACCUUGACGAUGUUAUAAACAAAUUCUUUCAUAUUCAAAUAAAACCAAGUGACGAGCUUCCAGUAUUAUUGUGUGCAGAAUGCUACACUUUCAUCAACUACAUGAAAAAUUUUGCGGAUCAUGUUUCAAAGGUGCAAGCAAUGUAUCAAGAGUUGCUAGAUUCAGCUAACACUACAAUUACUGAUAUCAAAUACAUAUAUGAGAAAUAUGGCAUAUUCAAGUUGGAACCUUAUGUGCAGCACACUUUGGCUGAAACGGUUAAUCAUAUAGCGCCAACUGCAAUCGAGCAAAUAUUCGUAACGGAUGUGCCAGUAUUAAAAAUUAAAGAUGAAGAAGUGGAAGAGACGCCGGCAAUAGUAAAAAAUCUCGAAGCUGAAAUCAAAGUAGAAUUUGAAGAUCCCUUCGCACGAAAUGCCUCAAGAAAUGUGCAAGCACAUGCUGAAACAAGUGAGGACAGUGACAGUAGUGCUAGUAAUAGCCACACUUUUUCUUCUGACACUGAAUAUCGUGUAGCGGAAAAGAAAACGGUACAUAUGCAGAGAACAAAUCCUAAAGUGAGUUCAAAUAGUACUACUGCCUACGAUAAUGACCAAAACGAGGGCAGUUACGUCUGUGAUAUCUGCAGCCAGCGUUUUGUUCAAUACAGAAAUUAUGUGUGGCAUAUGAAGAAUAAACACGGAACAGAAACACCACACCAAUGUAAGAGCUGUUCAAGUUUCUUCAAAUACAAAAAGGAGUUGCAACGACAUUUUAGAAAAAUGCACGCUCCGAAGAUUUAUCCCUGUCCACAUUGUGAGCGAAAAUUUAAAAGAGCCAAAGAUGCCGAAAAUCACAUCAAAGCAGAGCACGAAGGUGAAGGUUCACUUAUUUGUGAAGAGUGCGGCGAAAGUGUGCGGACGAAAGAGAAGCUGCUGGAACAUAUGGCCAUACACACAGGCCGUGGCGCAUUCGAGUGUAAAGAAUGCGGCAAAUGCUUUGCGCGAAAAUUCUAUUUGAAGAGACACGCGGAAAUUCAUGGUGAUAAACACGUUUGUGGUGAAUGUGGCUUGGAACUGACGACGUCCAAAGCACUGAAAUUACACAGUAGAGUGCAUUCGAAUGAAAUGCCGUAUAAAUGUGAUUAUUGUGGACGCAGAUUUAAACGGACAAAAAAUUUGAAAGGUCACCUAAUAACGCACACUGGUCUCAAGCCAUUUUCCUGUGACUUCUGCGAUAAAACAUUUUCGACCGGUUCAAGCUGUCGUUAUCACAAAAAGCACUUGCAUCCAAAGGAGCUAGCCGAAUUAGAGGCGGCAGGAGUGAAGACAUAUACCAAAAAUAUACCCAAAAUAGAAGUAUUGAAAGCAAUCACACAAGCGACUGGAAAAGUGAAGGAGGCAGGUGAUUUUAGUAUAAGUGAUAAGCGCAUAAAACUUCCAAAACUGGACGCGCAUUUAAUUGAUCAGUGAAAUCAAAUGUUUUAAGUUUGAAUUGGAAAUAAAGUUAAUAUUUUACAGUCAAA